AUGCUAGACUACACGCAGUAUCAGCAGGUCUUCCCUGCCGACCUACACAUGCCGUACGACCGCAAACUGCAGCAAGAUAUUGAAGCCCAUCGCAAAACAUUGUCCGGCGUCCUCUUCAUCGAUCGCGUCCUGCGCACUCUUGGCAUCGCCAAAGCCAAGGCGUACCCUCCCAAGACCGAUAGCGCGCUCAAACAGCUUCACCAGAGCGUCUGCGAUGCCUCCAUGCCGACUCACCACAAGCUCUCGCUCUUUUACUACAUACUUCUUGAUUUCGACGGCCCCAACGGCCCCCCGUAUAUCUCGCAAGACUUCAUCACCGCCUCUGGGCUUCCCGCCAACUACCAGAUCUUCAUGCAAGGCUUAUGGUACAUGGACCAACUAGAAUUCGCGAGCGCGCUCGAAUAUGUCUCGCAUCCGUCGCUCGGUCCCGACUUUUCUGACGAAAUCAUCAUCGCCCUUGUCCAGCAUGCCCCCAACGACGACUACACUCUCCCGCUCGCGUACUAUACAUCGGUGCGGCCCGUCCUCAAGUCGUCAAUCGCCGUCGAGCUCCUCUUCGACGCCAUGGCGAGGACAAACGUCACCGAGGCGCUACUGUACUCGCGCACGUUCCCCGACCACGCGCGGGAGCAGCUCUUCCAGCGGCUGGUUGCGUCGGUGUUGGAUGGAAGCCAUGACGACAAGAUCACGAGCCAGGCGAGGGAGCUCGUGUUUCUCCCGUUUGAUACUACCGAGGAUGCUUGGUUUCAGGAUUUCUUGUCCCACGGGGAAGGUCGCUCAUUGAAGCGGGCCAAGGACAUGCUACUAGUGCGCCGCAUCGCGUGCGACAGGUUCGAGGAGCUGACCAAAUACAAGGCCAACAACGAGUGGGCGGCUGUGCUGGAAGGGAUAAAGAGCGGCGUAGAGGGUCAUUUGGAAUAG
Cordyceps fumosorosea ARSEF 2679 is the source of this 921-nucleotide messenger RNA. RefSeq lists its product as hypothetical. The record is from RefSeq and is a predicted model, not a curated record. The transcript is spliced from 3 exons. Lineage: Eukaryota; Fungi; Ascomycota; Sordariomycetes; Hypocreales; Cordycipitaceae. Bases 1 to 921 code for a protein of 306 amino acids.